AUGGCGGACAGCAGCGACAAGGACCUCCUCGCCAAGGCGCAGGAGUGUUCCGCGAACAACAUCGACCUAUACGAACUACUCCAAGUCGAACACACCGAGCAGGACGAGAAGAAAAUAAGGAGCGCGUGGCGCAAACAGUCCAUCAAGUACCACCCCGACAAGGCCAAGGACGCAUACGACCCCGAGAAGUGGGAGCUCUUCGAGUUCGCACGCGAUAUCCUGCUCGACACCGCCGCGCGCGCCGCGUACGAUAAUGCCCGCAAGGCGGCACUCCGCCAGAAGGCAGAACGCCUGCAGAGGGUCGGCGCCGACAAGCGAUUCGCCGACGCCCUCGAGGCCGACGAGCGCGAGGCCAAGAGGCAGCGCCUCGAGAAGGAGGAGCGCGCCCGCGAGCUGGAGCGCGAGAGGGCUCGUCUGCGCGAGGAGGGCCAGCGGGAGAAUGAGCGGCGCAUGGCCGAGGAGGCGGAACGCUUCAAGAGGGAGCAGUUGGAGCGCGCCGAGCGAGAGAGGGAGCCCGAUGAGUUAGAUGAGAGGAUGGCUGAGUUGGAGAGGAGACUGGAAGAGAAGAGGCGACUCAAGGCCGAGAAGAAGGCCAGGAAGAAGGGCAAGACGGACGGCGGCGACCCGGCACCACCGGCACCACCAGCACCCGCAUCAGCUCCCGCCCCCGCUGUCCCUCGUGCGCCUCCAAAGUGGGAAGACACAAAGGCAAAGAUGCUGGCUUUCCAGAAGAUAAGGGAUGCGAAGAAGGCCGCAGCAGAAAAGGCCGCAGCAGAAAAGGCCGCAGCAGAAAAGGCCGCAGCAGAGGCGGGUGACGGCAGCAAAGAAUAA
Molecule: messenger RNA, 831 nt
Organism: Colletotrichum karsti
Lineage: Eukaryota; Fungi; Ascomycota; Sordariomycetes; Glomerellales; Glomerellaceae
Exons: 1
Coding region: 1-831 (276 amino acids)
Biological process (GO): spliceosomal complex disassembly
Cellular component (GO): spliceosomal complex
Source: RefSeq, a predicted model, not a curated record